CCACUCUCAUAUAUAUAUGUAUACAUAUAUAAUAAUGUAUAUAUAUGUACUAAGCGGAGAAGGGUGACAACAGUUCUUUUCUCAUCGUCAACGAGCUAAAGAUUUCAGCACAUCAGAAUAACGAUGUUGCAAUAUUCACUUCAAAGAGUUCGAAGCUUUCGGUCUUUGAGUCCCCAGAUCUUUGCUCUGAAAAGUUCUCAUCUCUCUACCGCCGCCGAGCCAUCUUGGAGGCAUCGGAACCCUCUGAGGGUUCCGAAUCUCAUUGGAGGUAGCUUUGUUGAUUCGCAAUCAUUUGAAUCCAUUGAUGUUAUAAACCCUGCAACACAAGAAGUUGUUUGUCAAGUUCCGUUGACUACAAAUGAAGAGUUCAAAUCUGCAGUUUCUGCAGCCAAACAAGCUUUUCCAUCAUGGCGGAAUACGCCUAUUACAACCCGCCAGCGAAUUAUGUUCAAGCUCCAAGAACUUAUUCGGAGAGACAUGGAUAAGCUUGCCAUGAACAUUACAACUGAACAGGGAAAGACGUUGAAGGAUGCACAGGGUGAUGUGUUUCGUGGGCUAGAGGUAGUGGAACAUGCUUGUGGAAUGGCAACUUUGCAAAUGGGAGAAUUUGUUCCUAACGUGUCGAAUGGAAUUGACACUUACAGUAUCAGAGAGCCACUUGGUGUCUGUGCUGGGAUUUGUCCUUUCAACUUCCCAGCAAUGAUUCCCUUAUGGAUGUUUCCAGUUGCAGUUACAUGUGGGAAUACCUUUAUUUUAAAGCCGUCAGAGAAGGAUCCAGGGGCUUCUAUAAUACUUGCAGAAUUAGCAAUGGAGGCUGGUUUACCCAACGGUGUCCUCAAUAUUGUUCAUGGCACCAAUGAUGUUGUUAAUGCUAUUUGUGAUGAUGACGAUAUCAGAGCUAUAUCCUUUGUUGGUUCAAAUAUAGCUGGCAGCCAUAUAUAUGCAAGAGGAUCAGCUAAAGGGAAACGUGUUCAGUCCAAUAUGGGAGCCAAAAAUCAUGGAAUAGUAAUGCCUGAUGCAAGCAUAGAUGCUACUUUAAAUGCUCUUGUUGCAGCUGGGUUUGGUGCUGCAGGACAAAGGUGCAUGGCACUCAGCACAGUGGUCUUCGUUGGAGAUUCAAAGCUAUGGGAAGAUAAGCUCGUGGAGCGUGCCAAAGCACUUAAAGUAAAUGCUGGAACUGAUCCUGAUGCAGACCUGGGUCCAGUUAUAAGCAAACAGGCAAAAGAAAGGAUUUGCAGAUUAAUUCAAAGUGGUGUUGAAAGUGGUGCCAAACUAUUAGUUGAUGGGAGAGAUAUUGUGGUUCCAGGACAUGAGCAAGGCAACUUUAUUGGUCCUACCAUCUUGACUGAUGUCACGGCUGAUAUGGAAUGUUACAAGGAGGAGAUCUUUGGCCCGGUUCUUGUUUGCAUGCAGGCUGACAACUUAGAAGAAGCCAUAAAGAUCGUCAACAGAAACAAAUAUGGCAAUGGAGCUUCUAUUUUUACAACAUCUGGUGUGGCUGCAAGGAAGUUCCAGACUGAGAUUGAAGCUGGACAGGUUGGCAUCAAUGUUCCUAUACCAGUUCCGUUACCCUUUUUCUCAUUUACCGGCUCCAAGGCAUCUUUUGCAGGCGAUCUCAAUUUCUAUGGCAAGGCUGGAGUAAACUUUUACACCCAGAUCAAGACUGUGACUCAGCAAUGGAAGGAUUUACCUAGUGGUUCUGGGGUAUCCUUGGCAAUGCCAACUUCUCAAAAGCCAUAGAUGCAAAAUAAAUAAAUAAAAAAUGUGUAAUCUUUGUUUUUAGAACUCCAGCAAGAUGUGUAAGCUCUUAAAUAAAAUAACAGUCUUCUACCCAUUACAUCUAACCACUUAUGUUCUCCUUUA
This is a messenger RNA of Cornus florida, 1863 nucleotides long. Its product is annotated as methylmalonate-semialdehyde dehydrogenase [acylating], mitochondrial. Bases 124 to 1740 code for a protein of 538 amino acids. Gene Ontology annotation, molecular function: methylmalonate-semialdehyde dehydrogenase (acylating, NAD+) activity; malonate-semialdehyde dehydrogenase (acetylating, [NAD(P)+]) activity. Gene Ontology annotation, biological process: L-valine catabolic process; thymine catabolic process. Gene Ontology annotation, cellular component: mitochondrion. The transcript is spliced from 19 exons. The record is from RefSeq and is a predicted model, not a curated record. Lineage: Eukaryota; Viridiplantae; Streptophyta; Magnoliopsida; Cornales; Cornaceae.